AUGACGGAUCUUGAGCACCAUCACACGGUUUCACCUUUCGUUAGACACAUGUUUACCGCUUAUGGCACUGGAAGGCUCGGUAUUCUGUUUCAUUGUCGAGAGUACCCCGAGUAUGACAAGAACAGCUUUGCCUUGAACCUCGGCUAUUGCCAAACGGGAUCAUUCGUUCCUUACGACAGCAGCAUGAACUUAAGAAACAUUAUCUGGCUUGCGCCAAUGCCGUCGUGUACCAGCCACAAAUGCUCGACUAAAUGGCUCGCACCAGGUGCGCUCUUCAUCUUGGAUGCCAAGCCUGGUGGCGUUGUGUUUAAGGAGCUCGUUUUGGAAUGGGUUGAUGUGGUCAGAACCAUCUACGAGAGCGAUUUUGGGAGAACUGUGAUUGAUGUUAAUUAUUUCAACGUGGAGGGUUGUCAAAUCUUCCUCACAUAGUUGUAUUGCCAUGAGCAUUGAUGCCGAUUU
Selaginella moellendorffii is the source of this 459-nucleotide messenger RNA. RefSeq lists its product as uncharacterized. The transcript has 5 exons. The coding region runs from base 1 to 429 and encodes 142 amino acids. The record is from RefSeq and is a predicted model, not a curated record. NCBI's taxonomy places the organism in Eukaryota, Viridiplantae, Streptophyta, Lycopodiopsida, Selaginellales, Selaginellaceae.